ACGUGGAGCACGGGCGGAGUCGAAUGAGCGAUCUGAGCCGUCGAAAUCUAGACGAUGAGGCCGUUGCUGCGUAGGCCGGCGCGAGUGGGCGACUCCUCGUCCUCGACGCAGGGCGAAGCGAUCAGCGGGAAGGAGGCUGCGUCUGCGGCUGAGGGGUUCGUUCCGGUGUGCGUGGGGGAGGAGAUGGAGCGGUUCGAGGUGCCGGCGGAGCUGCUGAGCCGGCCGGCCUUCGCGGCGCUGCUCCACCUGUCCGCUCGUGAGUACGGCUACCAGCAGCGCGGCGUUCUUCGAAUUCCCUGCCCCGGCCCACUUUUCCGCCGCCUCCUACUUUCCCACGGCGAGGCUGAAGCGGAGCUCCUCCGCGCCCUCCGUAACGAAGACGAGUGAACGAUCGCACAGCGAAGUUUGUGCGGCCUCCAGUCGGCUUUUUUUUCCUCCUUUUCCGGUUUUUACCCUGUUCGACUGCUUGAAUUGCAAGCGCAAGUAGGGACAGUGAUGGAAUUUCGUUUAGAAAAUAAAAAAAGUUUUCCAUCUUGUUUGCUUAUUAUGUUCUAAGCAAAUUACAUAUGUUGGCACUCACCAACUAUUAUAAAACGAUGAA
Messenger RNA from Zingiber officinale, 601 nucleotides. Its product is annotated as auxin-responsive protein SAUR71-like. The transcript has a single exon. Bases 55 to 387 code for a protein of 110 amino acids. Gene Ontology annotation, biological process: response to auxin. NCBI's taxonomy places the organism in Eukaryota, Viridiplantae, Streptophyta, Magnoliopsida, Zingiberales, Zingiberaceae. The record is from RefSeq and is a predicted model, not a curated record.